Molecule: messenger RNA, 1266 nt
Organism: Sceloporus undulatus (fence lizard)
Lineage: Eukaryota; Metazoa; Chordata; Lepidosauria; Squamata; Phrynosomatidae
Product: interleukin-12 subunit beta-like
Exons: 8
Coding region: 1-1266 (421 amino acids)
Molecular function (GO): protein binding
Source: RefSeq, a predicted model, not a curated record
AUGGCAUACUUAUUGUUCAUCCUAAUUUCUGUUCUGGCCUUGAACUUUCAUUCAGAAGCAAGAACGGAAGUAAGAGAAAAAGUCUACAUCGUAGAAUCAAAGUGGACUGCAAAUCCUACAGUACCACCUGAGAAACUGGUGCUUAUCUGCAAUGUAUCUGAAGAAGAAGAGGAGGUAUCUGUCUAUUGGAAAAAAGAUCAGAAAAUGAAAGGAAAAGGCAAGGAGUUGGAAAUCACAGUCAAGGAGCCCCUCGAUGCUGGCAAUUACACUUGUUGGAAUCAUGUCACACAUAAACUUAUAAGUUUCACUGCCAUUUUUAUUAAGAAGAUUGGUGCUAAUGGAGAAAUAGCUGACCCAAUUCUCAAAGCCUUCAAAGGCACAAAGGAUAGGACCUUCUUCAAAUGUACUGCAAACAACUACUCUGGCAACUUCAAGUGCUUUUGGACAUCAACUAUCCAAGAUUCAGAUUUGCACUUCGAGGUUGUAAUUGGGAAUCAAGCAAGGUCCAGAGGAAACAUAAUUUGUGAGAAGCCAGAGCCAGAGAAGGAUGAUACGGGACGGAAUCAUGAAGAGGAUGAAGUAAAGUACUCAGUUUCCUGUAAAAAACAAAAUAAUUGCUCGCUCACAGAGGAGUACCAACGAACCGACAUGAUUCUAAAAGUUUUCCAUGGAGCUGUAUAUGAAAGCCACACACACACCUUCUUGAUCAAAGAUAUAUUAAAGCCUGAUACUACUGAAUGCUGGAUUAACCAAGCUGGCCUAUUGACAUGGAAACCACCAAAAACCUGGAGCACUCCUCAUAGUUAUUAUGGACUAAGAUACCAGAUCAAAACUGUUCGAAAUAAAAAAAAUGUACAGAUAUAUGAAGUGACUAAUGAUGCACUAAAUCAAACUGGAGAUCUUCUAGCCUACUACAGGAAAGAGUGUCAAUAUGGAUGUUGUUGUAUUCGAUCCAGGGAUCGCUAUCACAAAAAUUCUGCUUGGAGCGACUGGUCUGAGCAGUGCAGUGUGAUAAUCUCCAUGAUCUCUGAUGUCAGUGAACAAGAUGGAGGAGAUGACAGUGGGCGACCCAAAUCAGCUAAAGGUUGGUGUUAUACUUUGUCAGAUCAAGGUACGCUCUUCCUCAAAGAUCAGCCAGUUAGAAGGAGUAAAAAGAGUAGCAGUACCAGUAGCACAGCUGUGGUAGCACGGCAUCAAUAUGGCACUUUCUUAAGCAACAUGGUGAAGAAAACAGAUUCCUCCUGUCACAGGGAGUUUGCAAUCUAA